AUGUUAGGUAUUUUCAUGUACAUAUUUGAGUUAAAAAAAGAGUUACUAGUUGGUUUUUCGUUAUCAAUAUUGUAUAUAACCUAUUAUCUAGUGGAAGUGGUCAAGAAGCCUAUACUGAUAUGUCAAGAAGGAGAUUUUCGUCAGUUCCUAGAAGAGAAUGUGCCACUACUCAGUGAGCACUAUUGGCCAACACCAUGGUGUGUUGAGUCACGACUGCAGACCGUUCUUGGGUCUUUAUUGCGGUCUCGUCUCUUGCCGCCUGUAAAAUAUCACCGAGAGGUGCUGCAGUUGUCUGAUGGUGGGCAAGUCGCACUGGACUGGGUACGGCACGAGGCGGGGCCCGCGCGCGCUGUCCUAUUAGUGCUGCCGGGGCUCACGGGCAGCGCCGACGCAGACUACGUGCGCUGCUUGGCCGCCGCCGCAUCUGCUCUGCGGGCACACUGCGUUGUCUUCAACAACCGCGGCCUGGGCGGCCUACCGCUGACUACGCCACGCCUGUACUGUGCCGUCAGCCACUCCGACCUGGCCGAAGUGGUGCGUGCCGUGCGCUCUGCUGCCGGAGACGUUCCGCUGCUGGCGGCGGGCGUGUCGCUGGGCGGCCUCAUCCUGGGCCACUACCUGGCCGAGCACGGCGAACGGGCCGGCGUGCACGCGGCACUGGCGGUGUCGUCCCCGCUGGACGUGGAGAAGGGCUCGGAGUCCAUGGAGCGCGCCCCGCUGAACGCGUUGCUAUCAUACCAUAUGGCGCGCAACCUGCGUCGCACGUUACACGCGCACGAGCGCCUGCGCGCCGCGCCCUGUGACUGGAGCGGAGUGGAUCGCGCGCGCUCCGUGAGGGAGUUCGAUGCGGCCUUCACGACAAAACACUUCGGUUUCGGGUCAGUGGACGCGUACUAUCGCGCCGCCACCCUGCGCGACAAGCUGGCGGCGGUGCGCGUGCCGUUACUGUGCCUGUGCGCAGCGGACGACCCGUUCCAGCCGCUGGGCGCCAUCCCCGUGGCCGAGGCGGAGGCAGCGCGCAGCGUGGCGCUACUAGUGACGGCGCGUGGCGGGCACAUAGGGUUCCUGGAGGGCUGGUGGCCGGCACGGGGUGCCCGCGACCAGUAUAUCGCGCGGCUGGCGGCGCAGUACUUCGCGGGUCUGCUGCGGCAUCGCGAGCUGCUGCAUGCCGCUCCCGACUGCUGA
Molecule: messenger RNA, 1185 nt
Organism: Spodoptera littoralis (African cotton leafworm)
Lineage: Eukaryota; Metazoa; Arthropoda; Insecta; Lepidoptera; Noctuidae
Source: the annotation of a GenBank genome assembly